Notodromas monacha is the source of this 498-nucleotide messenger RNA. NCBI's taxonomy places the organism in Eukaryota, Metazoa, Arthropoda, Ostracoda, Podocopida, Cyprididae. The record is from the annotation of a GenBank genome assembly.
AUGGACGCCGGCGUGUGUCUGUCGCUGUUUGCCCAGUGCAAGGAAGAUGCCAUUGUCGAGUAUGUCGUGCCUUUUGUCACGCAGAAUCUUGGCAAUGGGGACUGGAGGUAUCGUGAGGCUGCUGUGAUGACAUUCGGGUCCAUCCUUGAAGGACCGUCGAAUGAGAAGUUGAAGCCUAUGAUGGAUGAAGCGUUGCCUGUGCUGAUGAAUUUGAUGUCACAUAUGAGCAUCCAACUGCAAAAUACAGUACGACGGCUUGGACCCUGGGUAGAAUAUGUGAAGACUCGGACUGAUGAACGGUUUGUCGCCGUCAACGUUCGUUGGGCCUUGAAAAGCUUGAGCUUUGCCGCGUACAUGGCCGUCCAAACCAGUGAUGAAGAGAGCAUUGAGCCGGAUGCUAUUCCCUUGUCGCCGUUUUUCCACGUUUUGAUGCAGAAACUGUUGUGGACAACCGAACAAGCCGAUGGCGCACAGUGCGGCUCCGAGAUGUGGACGUAA